AUUGAUCAGAUUACUCCAUAAAUAGAUCGCUUAAUCAUCCCCUUUAGCUACGUAACCUAAAUGAUUCCAUAAUGUAUAAUGUUCCAUUAAACUAUAAGAUGCUUUUAGUACUAUAUUUAAUCAAUUCGAUUGGUUGGUGCGCAGCCCAAAGACAAAACUUUCUUCUAAUAAUUGUCGAUGAUUUAAGACCAGCUUUAGAAUGCUAUGGCGAUAAAAAUGCUUACACACCGAACAUAAACCAAUUGGCAAAGAACGCGGCCAUCUUUUCGCAUGCGUUCGCUCAGCAAGCCCUGUGUGCUCCAAGUAGGAAUUCAUUUCUAACAAGUAGGAGGCCAGAUUCGUUACAACUUUAUGAUUUUUAUAGCUAUUGGAGAAAAGAUAUUGGCAAUUUUACAACGCUGCCGCAACAUUUAAAAAAUAGCGGGUAUAUUACUAAGUCUAUAGGAAAGGUUUUUCACCCAGAAUCCUUUACAGGAAUUAGUUCAAAUAACUCGGAUGAUAGUCCCUACUCAUGGACAGAAGUACCAUUCCACCCAUAUACAGAAAAAUACAAAAAUGCUCCAGUUUGUCGACCAAACUUGAACCUACCACCUGCUCCGAAUCUUAUAUGUCCUGUUAAAGUUUCAUCAAUGCCAAAUAAAACUCUGCCAGACAUAGAAAUCCUACAAGAUGCUAGACACUUUCUACAAACUCAUGCAAACGAUUCAACUCCUUUCUUCUUGGCCGUUGGAUUUCAGAAGCCCCACAUACCGUUCAAGUAUCCCAAAAGAUACUUAAAACACCACCCAUUGCGCAAAUUUAAGGUACCUGAACCAUACAAGUGGCCGGAAAAUGUCAGUAGUGUUGCGUAUAAUCCUUGGAUCGAUUUAAGGAAGAGAAAGGACAUUGAAACUUUGAAUCUCCAUUUUCCAUGGGAAAAAAUACCAAAUAGCUUUGGCAAAUUAAUUAUUCAAUCUUAUUACGCAGCUGUGUCUUAUAUCGAUGAACUAAUUGGUAAAUUAUUAAAUGAAUUAGAAAAUCUAUCGAUCCGAGAGACUACUACCAUAAUACUUAUGUCGGAUCACGGAUGGUCGCUAGGUGAGCACGCAGCAUGGGCAAAAUAUAGUAAUUUCGAUGUUGCUCUAAGAGUACCGUUAAUAAUAUCUAUCUCAAACAUAGAAAAUACUGUAAAUAAUCUAUCGAUGAAACAAACGACCAUAGAUUCCAUGGUAGAGUUGGUCGACAUUUUUCCAACUAUCGCUGAUUUGGCGAACGUUCCAAUACCAAUUUGCCGCAAUGAAAAGGAAACUAAAGAUGCUAUGCUCGUUUGCAGCGAAGGAAUUUCUCUUGUACCGCUUAUAAGAGCCACCAUGAAACAAGAGUCACUACCAUGGAAGAAAGCUGCUUUUGGGCAAUAUCCUAGACCAAGCGUCGAUCCUUCGAUAAAUCCAAACAGCGACGAACCUCGUUUGAAGGAAAUAAAAGUCAUGGGAUACACUUUAAGGAAAGAUAAUUAUCGUUAUACAGCUUGGCUGGAAUUUAAUCCAGAAACAAAAGUGCCGAAUUGGAAUGUCUUUAUCGCAGAAGAAUUGUAUGACCAUCGAACUGACAAAGAUGAAAAUCAAAAUUUAGUCGUUUUUCCGAGAUACCAACGAUUAAAAGAAGUACUGCGAACUUUAUUAAAACGAGGUUGGAGAAACGUUUUGCCAAAAAAGAUGGGCUUUUAAUUCAAUAAAAUUCACUACAAUCUUUCAUUGUCGAAUCUACAAUUUCUAAAAUACACUUACAAAUACGAUAAAAUUUA
Megalopta genalis is the source of this 1783-nucleotide messenger RNA. It is a transcript of the gene Ids, whose product is annotated as iduronate 2-sulfatase. The record is from RefSeq and is a predicted model, not a curated record. NCBI's taxonomy places the organism in Eukaryota, Metazoa, Arthropoda, Insecta, Hymenoptera, Halictidae. Gene Ontology annotation, cellular component: cytoplasm. Gene Ontology annotation, molecular function: iduronate-2-sulfatase activity.